Passer domesticus (house sparrow) is the source of this 6848-nucleotide messenger RNA. It is a transcript of the gene MYCT1, whose product is annotated as MYC target 1. Lineage: Eukaryota; Metazoa; Chordata; Aves; Passeriformes; Passeridae. Gene Ontology annotation, cellular component: nucleoplasm. The record is from RefSeq and is a predicted model, not a curated record. The transcript has 2 exons. The coding region runs from base 136 to 720 and encodes 194 amino acids.
CAUCCAUUUCCUUUCAGGCAAACAACACAGUUCCGUGGCAGCACAAAAGCUUUGCUUCUAGUGCAAAAAUCUCAAAAUUCAGAAAACUAUUGCUCCUGUGUGGACGUACCAUUCUGUAUUUGCUAUUUGGAUGUUAUGGAUAGGAACAGUACUUUUACUCCAAUCACAUGGCCACCAAAGUUUUGGGAGCAUCUAACAAUAGCCUUCACAGUGUCCAUGGUGAUUGGACUGGUGAUUGGAGGGAUCAUCUGGGCAUUUUUCUCCUGCUUGUCCCGUCGCAGAGCUAGUGCCCACAUCUCCCAGGGGAGCCCCUCAUCCUUCAGCCGUCGGUCCAGACCUUCCUCCCAUGGCCACACUGCCGGCAGGACUGGAUUUUACCGCAACAGCAGCUGUGAACGUCGCAGCAACCUCAGCCUGGCCAGCCUCACCUUCCAGCGACAAGCCUCCUUGGAGCAGGCCAACUCCUUCCCCAGGAAGUCAAGCUUCCGUGCAUCCACCUUCCACCCUUUUCUGCAGUGUCCUCCCCUGCCCGUGGAGACGAACAGUCAGCUGAUCACUCUCACUCCCACAAACACCACCACGACCCUUGUGGGAAGCACCACCAACAGCUUGAGUCGGCCUGAAUUCCACUGGUCUAACAACAACCUCCGCAUCUGCCACUCCACGCAAACCCCACCUCCCGCCUAUGAAACCAUCAUAAAAGCUUUCCCAGAAUCCUGAGCUUCGUCCUCGCUGCAAACACACAUGUGCAUCUUAGGAGGAACCUCAAUUAUCUCAGCAAUUUUCUGUGCAUGAUGAAGAUCUCCGAGAAGUCUCUAUCUGCAAUUGCAGAGGGGACAUGCUUUGCCAAGAGGAGUGAAGUGAUUUCAUGGAGCCCAACAUUCCCACUGUCUGAGAGAUCACUUGUCUUGCACUGCUGGCUUUUAUUUACUGCUCUGCUGUAUGCUUGCGUAUUUAUAGUGUUGUAUCUUUAAUUGCAGCCAUUGUCUCUUUAUUUUAGAGGGAAAAAUGCUGCCACAUAUAAACAAAAUCAUUUCUUGAAGAAACAGAUAAUACUAGAGAUUACUGAUAUACACAGCACAUCAAUGCAAAUGUCACUCUUCCUUUUUUUUAAAGACAUUUUGAUUUCACAUGUUUUUAUUACCUUUUCAGAGAAUACUCCUGUUACCCACCUUCUUGCUGUAACCCCAGAAGAGCUUCAGUCUGAGGAAGCUAAGAUGCAGAUCUCAUAGAGGAUGCAGUCCUGGCUGCUGUAGACAUUCUGUUCUGUUGAUUGCAAAGAUUUGAUCUGAGAAGACUCCAUAUUAGGGACGCUUGUUUCAAAUUGCCCACAGUGUGGGGAAAAAAAGAGUGGAGUAUAUAUAACUUCAUGAACACAGUUUUGAACAACAUAUUAAAUGCAUGAUAACAAUUAUAAAUAAUUUUCUGUCAGCAGCCAGCAGAACAGGUAGUCAUGUUUUAAUACCCAGUGAGGCUGUAUGGACAGAACUCCUCAUGUUUCAUUUUUCUAGCUCUGGCUAUCCAGAUAAGCAGUAUGAAUGACAACUAUUUUUUAAUUAAGUUUCCUGAUUUCCUAUGGGAUUAGUCAUUUCCUUAUUUCAAAUGGUUUUUCUCAAAUUGUACCAAUGUUUAAUUCUUUCUUUUAUUCACUGAAAUCUUGUCUUUCACUAAAACAAGAUUUCAGACAUCUGUGGCUGAAUACAGGAAUUGUAUAAUGAAUUGGGAUAUGAAGAUAAAGAUGAAGUAUUUAGUUGAGGCUUACAUGUAUUCUUGACUUUUAUAUGUGUGUCAUGCCAAGCUAACCCCUGGCUUAGUAGAGACUAAUUGCACUGAUAUGACAAAUGUUCAGGAUUUGGAAAUAAGAGGACAAAUGGGACCAAAUUAAGUCUUAUUGUAUCAGUUUCCUGUUAAAUUUUUCAUGUUCAAAUUAAGGGCAAAGAAUUUCCACAAGUAGAGGAGCUGUCUACACUCCACACUUGCAAAUAUGCCUGUUGUUUCUAAAAGGCUUGGGCAAUACCAGCCUCAGGACUCCUGAUUCUGAGGGGGCUUCUGUAGGGACAACAAGUUCUUGUCUCUCUUCUGGGAGAGACAAAGAUUCAGCAGUUUUGAGAAUGGGCAAAAUGCUUAACAUCUCCCAGAUUUUCCAGGCUUUUGGAGACUGGCAGCAUGAAUCCCUUUGCUGACGUCAACAUCCCUUGGGAAAGACUGGCAUUGAUCUCCGAUCCACAGUGUUCCAGUCCAAUAUCCACCCAUUCACAAAUACUGCUAAAAACAUUCAGCUUACAAGCAAUACUUACUGUAAACAACAAGUAUUCCUUAUUGUAAAGGCAAAUUAUUUUGCAUACUAUUUACUGACUGGAUUUAAUUGUUUUAUUUUUAGUGUGCAGCACAUCUGGAGAGAUGUAUGUCAUUGCUAGAAGAACAACAAUUUACAGAGUUUACAGAGCAUUUCAUUGCAGACACUAUGGGGUUCUAGCACACCCAGAGCUUGCUGAUAAAAUUGUAACACUGCAUUUGGCUGAUCACAGGCUACAGACUUAAAAUAGCAGUCCUCUGAAGAAAGAAAGAAAGAAAGAAAGUUAUGCUUUUUCAUUCUUUUUUUUUUUUUUUUUUUUUUUUUUUUUUUUUUUUUUUUUUUACAUUUAGAGUUUUUCUGAGUCUGGUGAAUUUCAUUGCAUGCAAAAAUAUGUUCAAAGUGUCCUUCCUAUAGAAUAGAUGAUGCAGCCUAUUCUAACCUGCCUACAAAAAGUAGAAUUCAAGCCUUCUCCCUUUGUUUAGUGGGUUUGAUGGACAGUGGAAGAGACAACUUACCCUACCAGCUGUGUACCCAGUGUGCACCCAGCUGGCCAAAACUCCUUGUUUCUUGAGAGUGAAAUGAUUCUAGAUAAGUAAAUUUUUACUUCUGGAUUGUAAGUGCAUGUUACAUUACAGUAGAACUUUCCACAGCACAAUUAUUACACAAUUGUUACUUGUAUUACUCUGCAUUUAGUAAACAUUGUAAAGAGGGAAGCUUAAAUGUACUGUAUUUUUUUUUUCCUCCUGAAAUCUGCACUGGAUAUCGAAACAUUUCUUAUGAGCCCUGGAUUAGGGAGACGAAAAUCACACAUGUUUGGUGCAUAGCCAAUAUGACUGUCAGAAACCUAAAACUUGUUUUCACAUCUGAAAUAAAUGUUUUGCAAGCAUUCAGGAAGCUUCAGAAUGUGGAAUAAAGUUAGAUGCUAUAAUCUCAAGCUCAUGUUUUUUCCUAAUGAUGAAUAUGUGAUUUGCAUAAAAUAUCCUUUAAAGGGAAGAGUAUUAUCUUUAAUUAUGCAAGCUGAUACAGUUAGAAAUGUGAAUGAGGACUCCCUCCUUCCUUUGCUUCUGUGGGGAAACACCCCAAAACUGCAGAUGUUAUUUGAAGUCAGGGUCAGAAUUUGCCCUAUGAGAACAUUUUCAAAGGAUUACGAGUGAGAAGGUCUCUCACAAAUAACAGUACUCACAGGUUUUAAUCCACUGCUUUUUAAGUACUUCAGCUUCAAUUCACAUCGUGUUUGAGCAAACGCUUGCUGUAAGCAAAAGGGCAAUCACUAUAAGGUUCAUGCUUAAAUGGACUCAUGCACAUUUUAUUGCAUUAGGACCAAAGCACACUGCAAAGGACCAACCCCCAAACUGGGGGAUUCGUGUGUUUGAUAUGCAAAAAAUAUUAUAUUUUCUUGAUGAAAUAAUCUUUUAUUUCAAUUUAAAAUACUAGAAUGAGCUUAAUUAAACCAGUGUGUUACUGCAGAUUUCAAGAUUUCAGAGCAUUCACAAGCAUGAAUUGAACUUGACAAUUAUUUUGCAUGUAAGACAAUUAAAAUGGUGCUACCAGAAUCACAUAGUGACUGAUAGGCAGAACUUUGAUCAACAUCCAGAUAUCCUGACACCUUGGUCUGAGUAAGCAGAACUUCUCUUCUUCAUGAAGAGAAACACUGUCCUGUUAUUGUCCAUGUCCACAAAAAAUCACUCCAGUUAUGGGUUCAUACAGAAGGCAGAACUUGACAGGUCUUUGUCAGAGAAUAUUUAUGUUCCCUCUUAUUUACAAAAGUAGCUCAUGCUGUAAUCCUUGAUCUUGCACCACUGAAGAGCUGCUGACCACCUCUUCGAACAGCUACUGAUGACCAUGCUGUAACACACUGAACAUGCAGUAUUUUUGCCAAAUCACAUUUUAAAGUUCACUUGUAAUUUAUCAUGAAGCUUUUGAAUCAUCUCAAAAUCCAUUCUUAAGUAUAAACUGGAAAUUAUGCUCACUGGAAAUAUCCUCUCGGAGGUGAAGUGACACAUGCCAGAUCCCUGACCUAUAAGCAUUUGAUAAAAUUAGGUGAUGUCUCUGAUGCAGUACAGCUUCUGUACUAACUGGAAAUUUAUCUCUGCCAAGUCUAGAGCAGACUAAAGAAAAAGGCAUUGAUAUAACUUCAAAAUACUGAGAACAGUAUUUUAGAAACUACACUUACAAAGUCUUAAAAUGCAAGGAAAAUACCUGUAUUUUUGUAUUCAUUUGGGUCUCUUAAUAAAAGUCAGUUUUUAAAGGGAUUGAGUAUUUGGAGCUCCUGUAUGACUUUGUUUGCAUGUUUAGCUUUCUGAAUGUCAAAAAGGAUGACAAGAUCCUAAUCUCCUUUUCAAUCUAAUAUUAAUAAUUGCUACAAUUGACCCAGUAUUUUUAAACCAAUUGGUCUAGAGAGUUCUGAGAAAACUACUGCAGCACUCAAUAGGUGAACCACUGCUGGCAGCAGCUCUUUUUGAAGCACACAAAGCAACAAACUUCCUCACACUGUAGCAGAAGCAGCAGCAGUGACUCCACUACAGAUCUCUGGCCUCACUGCCAGGUGGGGUCUGUGCAUUAUUCUGUGCUUUUGCUCUCAAACAUUUUGCAGGUUAAGGAAACAACUCUGGAGGAAUCUGGUUUGUGAGUCUUGUUUCUGCUUUUGACUUCUGUGAAAGCUUUUGACUUCCAUCAGGUUUCUGACGACACCAGUGCAUGACUGUGGCAACGCCUGAUGGGCAUGGACUGGAUUGAGGAGCUAUUUCAGUGAACAUGUUUCCUGUCUGCAUUCCCGGAGACAUUCUGCAUCAGAGACAUGUUUUCAUCUAUUUAGCAGCAGAAUCAAGUGAUUGUGUGCUGAGGGCUGUGAAGGAGCAGUUGCCCUAUUUUAGAGUAAGGAGUUCUUUUAAACAAGAGUAGCUUAAUCAUGAAAGGGAUUACGCACAGUGAUGGGACUGAGAUAGCAGGAAAUUGGAUUUGCUGAUUUAGGACAUUACCAUGCCUAUGACUAGGAACAGUAUGGAAAGGCACUGGAAUGCAAAAUUAUUCCUGUCUAGUUUAUGUUGGAUCUGCAUCCAUCUCAAUCCACUUUAUUUUACAGUAGCAUGUCGAUGUGCACAAAGGAAGGAUGAUGCCGCUCUCUUGUUCCAACUUAAGAAGAGCACAAAGCAUAGCUGGCAGUGAUGUGGGUUAUUUUGACAUGUAUGGAGAAGUUGCUGAUGAUUAAUUGCACAUUGAAACAGGAUGAAUCUCCUAGACUGAUCAGUCUAGUGCUUGAGAACAUGGACAGGCAAGCAGGAGUCUCAUUUUUGCCUGUGCUCUGUUCCUGUACCGUAUAUCCUGGUGAUCUUCUAAAGUUGUUGGGUUUUUUUCAUAAGAGGGAAGAAUUCCCUUUAAACCUUUUCUAGAUAGACUGUAGAUUUUCUUUUCUCCUUUAGUGCUUCUCCAUUUAGUUCCAGAGUAUCUAUCUGUGGAUAAGAAUGAUGACAAAAAUACACAAAUCUUCACUCUAUCCUAUUCUUUUGUUGUUCUGCCAGAACUUUCUUAUAUAGAAAAUCACUUUGAGGAAUUGAUUAGUUUGUGUGUGAUAAGCUCUCUAGCACUAGUUCGCCAGCAUCAAAGCACUGAUCUUUUUUUUCCCUUAAUCCCUUGGGCAAAUGUCAUGGAAAGAUACAGACACCUUUUUGUCAGGACUGAGUGGUAGACAACAUUUAGCAAAAUUCUGAAUUGCCUUACAAAAUUCUCAUAACUCCACAAUGCACUAAGGCAUGAUGAAGAUAUUUUUGGAUGAUUUGGGGUAAUAUAAAACUUGCUUCUAUAAAAAUUCCUGUAUGCACAAGAACACAUUUUUGGGUACUUGUAUAUACACUAAAUUAAAUCUUUCAAAGCUUCUAAAUGCUUCUAGGCAUUGAAUCACUUCUGACAAGGAAACUGAACAUUAAAUACAUUUCCACAUCAUCUAAUCAUGUUUGAAAUGUAUUAGCUUAAAAAAAAUUAAACUGUCUCUGAGACACCAAAGUUAAGCAUUUUCAAAUUUUUAUCUCUUUCACCAAUACAUGGAACCUGCUCUAGGGCAGAGAUAUUCCCAAUAAAACCAAAAUUAUAAAGGAGAGAAAUAAGAACACUGUGAAAGCUCAGUGUAGUUUGACAGGAUUCAACUAAUUCAAAUGCAUUGGAGAAUGGCAGAUUCACCAUGACUUCACAAAAUAAGGGAAGUGUGAGUGUGUUUGAUGUCCUGACAAUGUUCCUGGAAGAUGCCUGAAAUGAUCAUUCCCUGAUCCAAAACAAAGCAUAUGCAUCUGCAUGCCUUCGCACUGACAUUUUAUAGGUACUGAAGGCUAGAUGUCAUCAUAUACCUUUGAGUGCAUUUUUUCAGUUCACAGAGGUAUAAGUAGAUAUUCCUGCUUCAUUCAAGGCACUUGUAAGACAUUAAAUAGCUGGGUGAUUUAAAAGCUGCUUCCAGUGCUGGGCAUUACAAAGAUUUAAAAAUAAUCCAAGAAUGUUUCAGACAGACUUGUUGUGCUUAUACUCAAAAUCUGAGUCACUAGCAAUAAAAAAGUUUCAAGGCUAA